AUGAAGGCCACUUUCUUCCUCACUGUUGCUGCUGUUCUCGUCGCCGCUGUCUCUGCUCAAUCAGGCUCCCAUCAACACGCUAACGGUGGACACCGCGCGGAUAUUAAUCAGGAAGUUAAUGGUGUUGGCCUUGAAGGUCGCGUCAGUGGUCUCUUGAACAAUCUUCUCAAAGGUGGUCUUUUGGCUGACGCCAGCCAGGGUCACCAUGUUGGCCAGGAUGCAUUUUAA
Messenger RNA from Radiomyces spectabilis, 228 nucleotides. RefSeq lists its product as uncharacterized. The transcript has 2 exons. NCBI's taxonomy places the organism in Eukaryota, Fungi, Mucoromycota, Mucoromycetes, Mucorales, Radiomycetaceae. The coding region runs from base 1 to 228 and encodes 75 amino acids. The record is from RefSeq and is a predicted model, not a curated record.